Trichoplax adhaerens is the source of this 1671-nucleotide messenger RNA. RefSeq lists its product as uncharacterized. Gene Ontology annotation, cellular component: exosome (RNase complex); P-body. Gene Ontology annotation, biological process: miRNA catabolic process; mRNA catabolic process. Gene Ontology annotation, molecular function: RNA binding; 3'-5'-RNA exonuclease activity. NCBI's taxonomy places the organism in Eukaryota, Metazoa, Placozoa, Uniplacotomia, Trichoplacea, Trichoplacidae. The record is from RefSeq and is a predicted model, not a curated record. The annotation marks the transcript as partial. The transcript has 19 exons.
CACGCUCUAUUUAUACCACGCGACCAUCGCAUACCGCGUAUUAGAGUGCCCUUAACUCAAUGCCCAAAAGAUUUUCAGAAGUCAUCAGAGGAACCCUAUCCAGAUUUAUUUUUUGUGGAAAUUGUUGAAUGGAAAGCAACAACUCAUUUUGCUUUGGGAAAAGUGCUAAGACGAUUUGGGCGAGAAGGUGAAAUAGACUCUGAAACGCAGGCUAUCCUAGCAGAAUAUCAAGUAGAUACAUCUCCAUUUUCGGAUCAAAUUUUAAAAGAUUUGCCCUCUGAUUGGCAAAUAUCGAAGAAACAAUUAAAAUGCCGCAAGGACUUACGCUCAUCAUGUAUAUUCACCAUUGAUCCAGCAACAGCUAAAGAUCUUGAUGAUGCUCUAUCAUGCGAGCCGUUAGAGAAUGGUAACUUUGAAGUGGGCGUGCAUAUUGCUGAUGUCAGUUACUUUGUUCGAGAAAAUACCCCAGUUGAUACGUUAGCAAGCAAAAGAACACUGACGUUUUACUUAGUUCAAAAGGCCAUAACUAUGCUACCUCCAGCACUAUGUGAAAAUUACUGCAGUCUUAAUCCGGGCGAAGACCGUUUAACAUUUUCCGUAGUUUGGGAAUUAACGCCGAACGGAAAGAUAGUAAAGGAAUGGUUUGGGAAGUCAGUUAUACAUUCAUGUUGUAAAAUGAACUACGACCACGCACAGAGUGUUCUGGAUAAUCCAUCAAAAACCUGGACAUCACAAGACUUUCCUCAAAUAUAUGGUGACCAUACAGUAUCAAAAAUUGUCAGUGUCAUAUUAAAUCUAAACAAGAUUGCUCAAGAAUUACUGAAAGGAAGGUUAUCAUCCGGAGCCAUAGAAUUGAACCAGCCAAAACAAUGGUUCUCGCUUGACAGCGAUUCUGGCUAUCCAACGAGCUGUAAAACAUAUGAAAUGAAAGAAAGUAAUGGAUUGGUAAAAGAAUUUAUGCUUUUAGCUAACAUCUCAGUAGCUAAAAAAAUCCUUACAGGUUUUACUAGCACAGCUUUCCUCCGUCGACAGCCAUCGCCAUGCGCUCAAAUGAUAUCGAAAGUGACUAAUUACUGCAAGAACUUUGAUAUUCACUGUGAUGGCGACAACUAUCGUAGUCUUCAGGCUUCUUUAUUAGCGAUCGGAACGAACGAUAAAGACGGUAUUCACACUCAGGCUGUGAGUCAUAUAUUCUUAAGGGCUAUGACGAGAGCGGAAUAUUUCUGUAGUGGAACAUUUGAAUCUCAUGAUAGCUUCAAGCAUUAUUGUCUAAAUAUUCCGUUAUAUACACAUUUUACGUCACCAAUUCGACGUUACCCAGAUAUUAUCGUCCAUCGACAAUUAUUUAACUUAUUAGAAGGGAAAUCACAAGAUAAUUCUAUGAUCACGAAUACAGCAAAACUAGAAUCUAUAGCAAAAGUUUGCAACGAACGAAAGCUAGCUCAGUUUAAUGUUGGCAAAAAGAGCUCCGAAUUGUUUUUCUCCUUUUUUGUCAGAAGUUGCGAACCUCUACAUGAAGAUGCAAUAGCUAUAUCUUUAUUAGAUAGUUCUUUUGAUGUUUUAUUAGUUAAAUAUGGCUUAGUUAAAAGAGUUUAUUGCAACAACGUUCACCUGGAAAGCUGGAAGCUGACUCGAGUACGUAAAAAAGCUAAACUAAUUCUAUAUUGGAAA